This is a messenger RNA of Leishmania braziliensis MHOM/BR/75/M2904, 1584 nucleotides long. RefSeq names its product putative mitochondrial processing peptidase alpha subunit. Gene Ontology annotation, cellular component: mitochondrion. The record is from RefSeq and is a predicted model, not a curated record. The transcript has a single exon. Bases 1 to 1584 code for a protein of 527 amino acids. NCBI's taxonomy places the organism in Eukaryota, Euglenozoa, Kinetoplastea, Trypanosomatida, Trypanosomatidae. Gene Ontology annotation, molecular function: metal ion binding.
AUGCUCCGUCGUGUAGUAACUUCGGCCCCAGCGGCCGCCACCGCAGCCAGCGCUGUGCAGGUUCGCAGCAUCUACGAGUACAAGUUCGGCCAGGUCCCACUGACCCAACCGUUUGGCGGCACCUCUCGCAUGCCGCCUCACCACCCAUCGAACCCUGUCCCGGCGGUGGCCGGGAAGGUGGAGAUCACGAAGCUGCACAACGGCGCGCGUGUCAUCACGCACAACCUCGGUGGCCCGUCGGUGUCGGUUGGCGCCUACAUACUCGCCGGCCCCGUGUACGACCCACCAAGCGCGCCGGGUGCCGGCGCCAUGCUGCACCUUGCCCUGACAACGAGUAACUUCAAUAAUUCGCUGUUCCAGCUCGACCGAAACAUCCGCAGCGUCGGUGCCGCUCAAACGCACUUCGAGAAAAACAAGCACCACAUCGGCAUCCGCAUCGACGCCCGCACUGACAAGUGGAGGAGCACAACGUCGACGUCGUCGCGCACGCAGCGGCGUCAGCUGCAGGAUCAAAAGCAAGCGGAGCAGCACCUCCCGCUGAACCUUGUACAGGACAACAUCUUCACCUGCAUCGCUGCCCCGCGCUUCCACGAGUCGGACUUGGAGCGCUUCCGGGACACCAUCGACAACCAGGUCGAGGAGCUCCGCUGGCAGUACCCGGCCGAGUACGCGAAGCAGAUGCUGGAGACAGUCGCCUUCUACUGUGAACCGCUCGGCAACCCGCGCUUCGUGCCGGCGAUCAGCAACAGCCUCAUCACCAGCAGCGUGCUGCUCGAGCAGUACAGCCGCUAUGUCGUGCCGUCGCGCAUCGUUAUCGCUGGCGUCAACGUCGACCACGCCGCGCUGAUUGCCGAGUACGAGAACACCCCGUUCCUACACUCCGCCUCCGCGCCGCACCACGCCAGCGCGCAGCCGUGCAAGGUGAACUCGAAGGAUGAGGCCGCCCAGUACACUGGCGGCGAGCGCCACGACCACGAAGACCGCCCCAAGGCAAUGGGCACGAAGCCGGACAUGAACACGGAGUCUAUCGUUGCCAUCGGCUGGCUCGCGUACGGCAAGGACAAGAAGAUGGUGAAGGACCACGCCUCCUCGAUGGUGGUAAAGGCGCUGAUCGACAUCGAACUCAACGACUCCAUGCGCUAUGCACGUGACGAGACGCACGAGCACAUGUGCCUGCGCGCCUUCUAUUGCCCCUACCAAACGGCUGGUCUCAUUGGCUUCACGGUGAAGGCGGAACCGCAGGCGGCGGUACGCAUGGUGACGGACACUGUGAAGAUGGUGCGGGCGAAGAAGGCCGCUGCUGCGGACUCGGUGCUGUCCGUGGCCAAGAAAAUGGCAAAAACCCAGUUCAUGGUGCAGCAUGCCGAUACCAUCCGCGACUACUGUGACUACCUCGGUACCUGUCUCCCGAUGGAGAGUGACUCGACCGUAGCUACGUCGCUCGAAGAGGUGGUCGACGCCAUCAACUCCGUCAACGCGGCAGAUGUGGCGAAGGUGUACGAGAAGAUGUUCGCGAACACCGCCAGCCUUUACUCCCACGGCGAGGUGCUCGGCUUUCCUUCCAUGCGCCAGAUGGGUCUGUAG